AUGAAGAAGAGUUAUUAAUUUAGAGCUUUAUUUUAUAAAAAUGCUGCUCUAUAAUCUCGAUAGAUAGGGACUAAUCUAUGCUAGAUGUUUACCCCUCUCUUGUGCUUAGGAUUUGUCUAUUUGAUUCAAGAAGUGGCAUUCGACUAAUUCAAGGGAGCUAAUUUUUCAUUGGAUUUUCCAUAUUUAUUCAAUGUCCCAGUUAUUUAUUCAGCAUUACCAGGAUUAUUGAAUUUGACAUGUUUACAAUGGUAUAAUAAGAUAAUAAUACAUAGGUAUUAUUUCAACAGCACUUAGUUAAGAGAAUAGGAUAAAUAAUUUUUAGGUUAUAAUGAUGGAAAUUAGUAAGAAUUCUGCAUAUAUCAAUAAGAUCAAUUGGACUUUUGAGACAUAUCCUUCAACGUCCUGGAUGUAGUUAUCAAACUUAAGAUCAUGAAAUGGCAUUUAAGAACGUGCCUUUUCUGUAGUAACCCAAUAGCACUAUAAAUUUGGAUAUUUAUCAUCAAAUAGAAUAUUUGCACACAGUACCUUUUGUAAGAGGAUCUGAUCUAUAAGGUAUUUAUAUUAUUAAAUGAUAGACCUUUAUUUAAUACCUGAUGGUGCAUAUACAUUCUUUGAGGCUAAUGAAAAGAAGAUUAAUAUGAGUAUUCAAGUAAAUGAUAUCAGAUUACAUGAAUAUCACAGAAGUAAUGGGAUAACAAAACUCAGGUAAUCCUUAAUAUGCAAUAAACUUUAUUAGAUAUUAAAACAAGGUGUAACCAAAUAAAACUAAUACGAUGAUGUUAGUUGCUGAAGGUUAAAUAGCUACAAUUGAUCUCAUUUCAAGAGCGUUACUUCAUUAUCAUAAUCCUAAUGUUUGGUUAGUAUCUGGAAUUGAAUAUAUGCCAUUAAAAGGAUAGGAUAAAAGUUUCUUAUUAAAAUUGAUCAAUGUUAUUGGAGCCAUGCUUUAUCCAUUAUCACUUUCUCUCUUACUUCCUGUUUUUUUGUAUGCAAUUGUUUUAGAGAAAGAAGAGAGAUUAUUAUAAAUGAUGAAAAUGAAUGGUAUGAAAAUGAAGGAUUAUUGGGUAUUAUAAUAUCUAUUUUCUGGAUUAAUGACCCUUUUGACAUUUUCACUCUUUCUUUUUACUGGUUCAUAUCUAAUACAAUUAGCUCUAUUAUCAGAUACAAAUCUUACACUUCUAGUAAUCAGUCAUUAUAUUUAUAGAUUAUAGUCUUAACUGGAUGGGGUUUAUGUUAAAUUUCGUUGUCCUUUUUUUUCUAAGUCUUUAUUAGUAAAGCUAGAACUGCUACCAUUAUUGGAUAUUUACUCUCAGUAUGGGGUUCAAUAAUUGCACUUACUACUAAUCUAGCCAUUUAUCCAGAUCCUUAUGAAAUUCCUAUCUAUUUAUAAAUGAUACCAUAAAUAGCCUUCAAUAGAAUUAUUUAUAUUUUUUCUAUGGGUAAUUAUCUACUUUAUUCAUUUCAGCUUGUGCACAAACAGGUUGUAUAACUUAAAUAAGUCCUCUGACUACUGAAAUUUAAGGAUGCAUUAUUUCACUAUAUGUAAAUUUCAUUUUCUUUGGACUCUUGGGUGUUUAUUUACAUGAAGUAAUUCCAUAAGAAUUUGGAGUUUCUAGUGAACCUUGGGUGUUAAGACUUUUUAAAAAGAAAAAAAUAGAAUUCAGGGAUGAAGAUGAAUACAGAAUUAAUAUCUAAGAUGCUUAAGAAGAUUAGGAUUCUAAAAAUGAAAGAGAAAAAGUAUAUAAAAUUAAAAACUACGAAGAUUAUCCUCUUAUUUGUAAAGAUUUAAGAAAAGUAUAUUAAAAUAAUGUGGCUGUUAAAUGUUUUUGUAUAGCAGUUGAACAUGGAGAAAUAUUUGGUUUAUUAGGACCUAAUGGAGCUGGAAAAACCUCUAUUUUAUCAGCAAUUACAGGAUUAUAUACAUGUAAUGAUGGAGAAGCAUAUGUGGGUGGACAUAGCAUUAAAACUAAUAUGCAAUCUGUUUAAAUGAAUAUUGGAGUUUGUCCAUAAUUUGAUUUAUUAUGGCCUGAAUUAACAGUUGAAGAACAUUUAUUGUUUUAUGCUAGAUUAAAAGGAAUAAACAAAUAAAAUGAACGCAUUAAAGUAUAAUAGAGUAUGUCAGAAGUCAAAUUAGAACCUUAUUUCAAUUAUUAUGCAAAUCAACUUUCUGGUGGUAUGAAGCGAAGAUUAUCAAUUGCUAUUGCACUUGUUGGAGAACCAUUAAUAAUAUUUCUUGAUGAACCUUCCACUGGAUUAGAUCCUGAAAAUAGAAGACAACUUUGGGAUAUUAUAUCACAAUGUAAAGGAAAAAGAGCCAUGGUCUUAACUACUCAUUCAAUGGAAGAAGCUGAUGUUCUUUGUACUCGAGUAAUUUAAUUUUUUUAACUCUAUAUUAGAUUGGUAUCUUAAGUUCUGGAGUUCUCAGAUGUAUAGGAAAUUCUACAAGUUUAAAGAGUAUGUAUGGAGGUGGUUAUCAUCUAUUUAUUAGCUCUCAUAAGGAACUUUAUCUUUAAAAAAACAACGAUGUUCAUAAGUAAAGAAUAUAUUAAGUUUAGUCAUAAAUAUUAUUAAACUAUGAUUAAAAGCUUCUUAAAAAAGAUUUUACCCGAUGCCAUACUUGUUCAAGAAUUUAAUGGGAACUUUAUUUAUUAAGUUGAUAAAAAUAAAUUAGUUGUAUCAGAAGUUUUUGAGUGUAUAGAGUCAAAGAAAGAGGAACUUAGAAUUUAAGAUUGGGGAAUAAGUUAAGCUACAUUAGAGGAUGUUUUCAUGAGAGUUGUAGAAAUGUGA
Paramecium sonneborni is the source of this 2784-nucleotide messenger RNA. The record is from the annotation of a GenBank genome assembly. Lineage: Eukaryota; Ciliophora; Oligohymenophorea; Peniculida; Parameciidae.